Molecule: messenger RNA, 5067 nt
Organism: Cyclopterus lumpus (lumpfish)
Lineage: Eukaryota; Metazoa; Chordata; Actinopteri; Perciformes; Cyclopteridae
Gene: acin1b
Product: apoptotic chromatin condensation inducer 1b
Exons: 17
Coding region: 67-3837 (1256 amino acids)
Molecular function (GO): RNA binding
Source: RefSeq, a predicted model, not a curated record
AGCUGUGACGCUGAGCAGCAGCCGUAGCGACGCUAGUUGGGAGUUUAGACAAGCGGAGGGAGGAAAAUGGCGGACGAAGAUAUUACGCUUGAUGGGAAACCUCUACAAUCGCUGCGAGUGGCGGAUUUGAAAGCCGCCCUGGAGCAAAGAAACCUCCCGAAGAGCGGGCAGAAAAACACACUCCUGAAGCGGCUGAAAGGGGCACUGAUGCUGGAAAAUCUUCAGAAGUCAUCCUCCUCUCACAGUGGGCUGCAGCCCAACUCACAGAUCGGUGAGGAGAUGAGCCAGAAUAGCUUCAUAAAACAGUACCUGGCCAAGCAGCAGGAGCUCCUUCGCCAGAGACUGGAGAGAGAGGCCCAACAAGAGGAGGAGGCAGACGAAAGCCCAGCAGUGGUGGAGGAGGAUGAAGACCACUCUGAGGACAAUGACUGCUCUUCCUAUGUUUCUGACAAGAAGCAUCACACCAUACCCCCCUCAAUGACCAGAGCAGAGGAGAAAGGAGGAGGAGAUUCAGUGAUGGGUCAUGUGAUGAUGGCAUGCGGCCCUGAAGUUGGCCCUGGUCCUAUCCUCCACCCCCAGGAGUCCGUUGAGGCUCCAGGAGUAAGGAUGCAACGAGCCACCUUUCAUCAAGGACAUAAGGAGCCACCAGCUCCAUCUCCUCCCCGCGCUGUAGCCUCGCUGUCAGUGCGCGUCCUGGGCCAGCCGGACCGCCAGGGGCUGCCCCCCGCCGUACCCCGAGCCCAGGAGAAGGAGGGCACCGCACCGAGUGAACCCGGAUCUGCUCAUCCUGUGCUCCACCUUAGCCGAUCUGCCGGGGUCUCGACGGGAGGUCAGGUCCACGAGGACAGUGAUGACGAUGACGACGGUGAUGACGAGAGCGAGGAUGACGAGGAUUGGGGGCCUGGACCUGGUGGUGCACGAAAGGGCAAUCGAGUACCUCCUCAGCCGCAGCAGAUGCCUCCAAGCGCCCCAUCAACAGUUGCGAGAUCCAAACGCAAGCUUCAGCCUCCGCAGCACAUCCCACCUCCACAGGUACACCACACACCAAUGCAACUGCGCCACCCCACUCCUCCUCCCUCUCCACCUCCUGACUUGUUUCCCCUACCUGACACUCCCAAACAGAGCCCACCAGACACAGACGACCAGGAGGGAGAAGGCCCCGAGGCUUCAUGUGGUCCAAGGGUGCCGCCCUUCCCACCUUCCACCAUGCAGAGGCAAGACUCUGACUCUAGCUCUCGUUCCAGCAGUCCUGAGCCUCCUAUAAAGCGCAGGCCAGGGCCCCUUUCUCUGCUGGUACACAAGAUGGAGUCAGAGGGGGCUUUCCGUGCAGCAGAGACCUCCUCUGCUGUGGAUAUGUCUGGAGAGGCCGCACACUCCACUGCUGGAGCCGCCAGUUCCAGUGAAUCUUCACUGCAAAGAUUGGAGAGAAAGAGGCUCCUACAGAACAGGGAAGUGGAGGAAGAAAGGCGACUGAAUGAGGAGAAAGAGAAAGAACAACACCAGAAGCAAGAGAGAGAAAGAAAGAAGAUCCAAGAACAAGAGCGAGAGAAGAAACGCUUGGAAGAAGAGAAGGAAAAGGAGAGGAAACAGCUGGCGGAGGAGGAGGAGGAGAAACAGCGCCAGAAAGAGGAGCGAGAAAAAGAGAGAAACCGCCAGCAGGAGGAAAAAGAGAGAAAACACCAGCAGGAGGAAAAAGAGAGAAAACGCCAGGAAGAAGAAAAAGAGAAAAAACGCCAGCAAGAAGAAAAAGAGAGAAAACGCCAACAAGAAGAAAAAGAAAAAGUAAGAAAACACCAGGAUGAGGAGAAGAAAAGAGAGGAGAAGCUGCAAAAGGAGAAGGAGAAGAGACAGGAGACGGCCAACAAAGGAAGGGUGGCUGUGACUGAGGUCCAAGACUCAGGUUCCUCAUCAGAUUCUGACUCCAAAUCAGACUCCUCUUCACGUUCAUCACGAUCCUCCUCUUCCUCCUCCGGUGAUAAAAUCAUCCCUGUCAGAAAGCUGAAGAAGGCAGAGCAUGAUGCAGAGGACGAGAAAAACCUGAACCCGAAAGGGGCAGAGAAGCCAUGCCUUUCAAAAAGGGAGGUGUCGGAGCCCAGCGCAGCAGCAGUGACGGAGGCCGAACCAGACUCUGAGAGCUCCAGUGCCCAGCAGCCGCCUGCCGGGGCUGAGCCUGAAAACAGCGAGGGUCGCCUGGAGGAGAGCACCACUCCAAAGGCUUUUGCAGCUCGCAAGAUAUCCUUGACCAGCAGCAAGACGUCUCCAGUUGCCACAGAUGGAGGAGCAGUUGAUGGCGACACAGGAACUGUAGCAGGGAGGAAGAGGCGGUGGGGCUCCAGCACAGCAGUCACUAAGAAACCCUCCAUCAGCAUCACCACUGACUCACUGAAGUCUUUGAUCCCAGACAUCAAAGUGAACCAGGAGGCCGUUAUGGAGCUGCACCCAGAGGAGCUGCACAUGUCCGGGGACGAGGAGAUCCUGGACAGCAGCCGGGUCGACCAGGACAAAGGCCUCAAGAUCAGACGCACCGUCACGCAGGUCGUCCCGGGCGACAGCCAGGAAAACGGACAGACGAAUGAGGAGGAAGAGGUGGACAAACCGGAGAAAGAGAAACCACGCAGGACCUCCAGAGACAAGAGGAAGAACAGCGUUUCUGAGGAAGCCUCGGAAACGCAGACAACUGUCAAGAUGGAAGGAGAGGCAAAGAAAGUUACCCCCAGCGACAGUCUGGUGCGUCGCUCCAUAAGUCAACAGAAAUCCGGCGUGUCCGUCACCAUCGACGACCCCGUCCGUGCAGCCAAGCAGCCCUCGCCGCCUCACGGCAAAGUCUCAAACAUCAUCCACGUGACCAAUCUGGUGCGCCCCUUCACCCUGGGUCAGCUCAAAGAGCUGCUGAACAGGACCGGCAGCGUGGUGGAGGAGGGCUUCUGGAUCGACAAGAUCAAGUCUCACUGCUAUGUCACAUACGCUACAACAGAGGAGGCGGCCGCCACCAGAGCGGCCCUCCACGGGGUCAAAUGGCCUCAGAGCAAUCCCAAAGUCCUCAGCGUCGACUUCUGUGAGCAGGAUGAGCUCGACAUUCAAAAAGGCAUCCUGAAGCCAGAAAGGGAGGAGAUGGUAAUCUCCCCGCCAACUGGCCCUCAGACCCGGCUGCCCCCUCUGAUGCCUGAGCGAGACCGGGACCGGGAGCACGACCGCGAAAGAGACCGAGGCGUGGCGGGAGUGCGAGACCUGUGGGCGGAGCGACAGAGAGAGAUGGAGCGCCGGGAACGGGCCCGCGGCGAGCGGGAAUGGGACCGGGACAAGGUCCGUGAAUUCGCAAGCCCCGGAGAGGAAGAACAGCGCUCUCGGUCCAGAGACCGAGAGCGCAGGAGGAGAGAGAGGGCCAAGAGCAAGGAGAGGAAGACGGAGAAGAAGGGAACAGAGAAAGGAGAUGAGCCUCCUGUGAAACUGCUCGACGACUUGUUCCUGAAGACCAAAGCGGCUCCGUGUAUAUACUGGCUCCCCCUCUCCGAGGAGCAGGCGGUGCAGAGGCUUUUGGACCGCACAGAGCGCCAAAAGGAGCGCGAACGAAGGCGCAAGGAGCAGCAAGAGGAGGACGAGAAGAAGCAGGAGGAGGAGCGGAAAGAGAGGCUGAAGGCCCGGGAGAAGGAUGGCGGCGUGGCGCCGGCGGGCGCGGGGCCGGCCGUGCGAGUUGCCGACAGGGACCGAGAGAGGGAACGCGGCGGCCGGGAUAGAGAGGGGGAUAAGAAGAGGGACAACAUCCACCGGCCCUCGGUAGGCACCGGCGGUGGGCGCCGCUCUCGUAGCCGUAGCAACCCCAGGGAUAGACGUCGCUGAGGGCCGAGUGGCUGCAGGGAAAGCCGAAGACAGAGGAGGGAGUGAGGGACAUGGCGUAGUUAGGGACGCUGCAAGGAAGUCUUGGGAGGGAGUGUUUCAUCUGGGAGAUCCGGGACUUGUGUCUGCGCCUCGCUACCUGCUUUAAUUCGUCCACUCUUGACGCCAGCGUUGUCUUCCACACACUUCUGCCAUUUAACCCCACUCGCCCACCUCGUCCGUGGCAAUUUACACAGAAAAUGCCGAGUACACAUUCUGUUGACGGUAACACAACAGUUUAUUUAGCUCCGAUCCCCACGCUUGUGUUCCCUCUCCGUCUUCCAGAAGUCAGUCCUUUCCCUCUAGAGAGCGGCGGUCCUCCUCGUCUCCGUGUAGCGCCGUUAAAGAAAAGGAGCCGAGGGGCCGGUGGUUUUUCUGGCUCGCCUCAGCAUUUUGUCCCACUGAGGUUUGGGAGCUCGCCUCUUUAUUUUAGUUCUGCGGGUGCAGUUCCUUACUCCUCAGAGCCCUGUAAUAAAACCAGUCCAAAAUAGAACCCUGACCUUCAAAUAUUUUUUAGGAUCUGUUUUAGUGUUCUGCUCUUCAGCACUGAGAAUUAUUCUUUCUUUUUUCUUUUUUUCACGUUCGUCUAGAUUUGACCUCGUCAAAGUGAGGAUUUUUGUUUUGUUGUUUUAUGAAUCAUGUAAAAAAAAAAAAGAGAAAAAAAAAGAAAUUCAGCCUUGGAGGUUUGUUGUGCGUUUACAGCAGGUGAUGUUUGUGAGUAAUAACCUUCAUAUCUCUCUCUCUCUUUCCCACAAAGAUGCAACUCGUAGUCUCAACACUGUAACAUAGAAAAGUGUGAUGGAAAGAGACGUGAUGUGUGUUGUGGUGACACACGCACAUGCCCGAGUUGGUCUUUAGUGGAUGUUUUUGGAGUCGAAAAGGAGAAGAUGUAAGAUUCUUGUCAAGUGGUUUAUUCUGUAAUAAUUACAGGAAGCGGACCUUCCCUACACUGAAGUCUCAGUCUGAAACUCCCUCCUCUGAUGAUCCUCAAUCAUAUAUAUAUUUAAGAGGAGGUAGAAAUAAAAAAACGUUAACCUUCUAAUACAGUAAUGGUUACAAUUUUAAUAUUUUAUGCUUUUAGUUCGAAACCGUUAGAUAUUGUUGCUUAUUUUUUUUCCUCCCCUUCCUGCAAGUGCUGAAUGUACUGAGAAUUUAAAAAAAAUUGAAUAAAUUUAAAUUGGUUAUCAGCUUCUC